Molecule: messenger RNA, 11246 nt
Organism: Gorilla gorilla gorilla (western lowland gorilla)
Lineage: Eukaryota; Metazoa; Chordata; Mammalia; Primates; Hominidae
Gene: ZNF26
Product: zinc finger protein 26
Exons: 4
Coding region: 8523-10163 (546 amino acids)
Biological process (GO): regulation of immune system process; regulation of cytokine production; negative regulation of transcription by RNA polymerase II
Cellular component (GO): nucleus; nucleoplasm
Molecular function (GO): DNA-binding transcription repressor activity, RNA polymerase II-specific; RNA polymerase II cis-regulatory region sequence-specific DNA binding
Source: RefSeq, a predicted model, not a curated record
UUUUUUUUUUUUUUUUGAGAUGGAGUCCAGGCUGGAGUGCAGUGGUGUGAUCUUGGCUCACUACAACCUCCGCCUCUUGGGUUCAAGUGAUUCUUCUGCCUCAGCCUCCCGAGUAGCUGGUACUACAGGUGUACUUCACCAUGCCCAGCUGAUUUUUGUAUUUUUAGUAGAGACGGGGUUUCACCAUACUGGCCAGGCUGAUCUCGAAUUCCUGACCUCAGGUGAUCUACCCCCCUCGGCCUCCCAGAGUGCUGGGAUUACAGGCGUGAGCCACCGUGCGUGGUUGCCCUAUGUUUUUUUGCCUUUUAGUAUUGCCUUGUCCCUUUACGUUCAUAGCUAGACAUGAUGUACUGAGUAAAAGGAAUUACUUUUAAUAGUACUUUACUAAUGUGGUGAUGAGAUGUCAGGAAAGGGUGAGCAUUCUGUAGGCCCCUGAUUAGGUCUGUCUCUUUGUGAGCCUGUUCUCCUGGACUCUCAACCUCACAAGUAUUUCCCAGGCCACCCUCACCCCAACCCUUAGAUGGGACAGGAUGGAAUUUGGUAUAUCUCUCUUCCCUCAGGUUAGUUAAGCUCUGACAAAACCCCAGUAUAUUAGGCUCUGGGAACCUGGUUGAGCUCCUGAAAGUAAAACUCAGAAAAGCUUGGGACUUUGUCUCCCUCCACUCCCACCAUGACUGGGUCCCCCUGGACUUUUUAACUUCAGACAUGGACACACCUAGCCUCUAGCAAUUUGUCAGUUGCAGUUCAGGUAUUUCUGUCCUGACGCUUUCUCACAGAGAUUUGUGAUCUGGUAACUACUAUGUUUCUGCCUGUCUCUAAUUUUGGGGACAGUGGUUUGUUUGCCUUGUAUCUUCACUUCUCUUUCAGAUCUAAGAAGAGUUGUUGAUUUUUCAGUUUGUUAAACUUCUUACUUGUUAGGACAGAGUGGCUACUUCCAAACUCUUUACAUGCAGAACUGGAACUAUUAAUUUUUGAUGAUACAGUUGAUUCUCUUAGAACACAAUUCAGUCUCUUAUAACCACCCACCCAUCCCAAUCCCCUCUCUCUCCUCAGAGGUAAUCAGUUUGAUAGAUAUUCUUCUAGGUCUUUCCCUGUACAUUUUUAAUGCAUAUGUUUAUAUCCUUAAAAUGUUUGUGUUGGCUUAUUUUUGUGAAGUUGUAUGAUAUUCUGUUGUAUGAACAUUUCAUAAUUUGUCUGUUGUAAUAAUCUGUUAUCAUCAACAUCAGUGUUUAGGUUGUUUUCAGUUACUGGCUAUUUUAGAUAACACGACUGUGAACAUUUUUGUACAUUUGUUUUGGUAGACAUCAACUAUCAUUUCUGUGAGGCACAUACCAGGAUUUUUCAACCUCAGCACUAUUGACAUUUUGGAUGGAAUAAUUCUUUGUUGUGGAGGAACGUCCUGUGCAUCGUGGGUUGCUGAGCAGCAUUCCUGGCCCCGACUUAUGUAGGUGCCAGUAGCACUGCCCCACUAUGACAACCGUAAAUGGCCCCAGACAUUGUCAAAUGCCCCCGGGGGGCAAAAUCUCCCUCCUGCCCAUUGAGAACCACUGGGCACAUACUUACGAAUGAUACUGUCGAGUCAUUGUAUACAUAUAUUUAAAUUUAGUACAUACUCUUAGUUUUCCAAAGUGGCGAAAUGACUUCACAUUCCCAGUACCAGGAAUUGAGAGCUGCAUUUGCUCUAUAUCCCUUUUUAUUUUCAUGGAAAAGAGGUUUUCCACUUUUCAAAAAAUUGCACCACCGUAGUUGAUGUGGGUGUGUUGUGUAGGCGUUAGCGGUAUUGCCCUCACCAUGCGCUCACUGGACAGUAACACAACCCCACGAGAAGGAUGGUUUGCUCCACAUCCUUAACAGACUUGUAUUGGCCAUUGUCCCAUUGAUGCUCAUUUCAGGGAUCAGUUAUUUGUUUCUAAAUGUCUCCUUGUUUUUUUUUUUUUUUUUUUAAUUCCGGUUCUCCUUUUAUUCACUGUAUACAACUUCUCUGUAUUUUAAAUAUUUACAUAGUUAUAUAUUAUGAUAGUUAUUUGUAAUAUUACUUGUUUGCUAACAUCGUCUGGAUCAUCUGUGCAUCUUUAUCAAUUAUCUGCCUAUUCCUUUUGUCAGUCAUAUUUUCCUGCCUCGUGUCUCAAAGUUUUUAAUUUUUUGCUGACAUUGUUUUAAAAGGAAUAACCACAGAGACUGAAGUUUACUGUUGUGGUUUUUUUUGAGACAGAGUCUUGCUCUGUCGCCCAGGCUGGAGUGCAGUGGCGCGAUCUUGGCUCACUGCAACCUCCGCCUCCUGGGUUCAAGCAAUUCUUCUGCCUCAGCCUACCCAGUAGCUGGGAUUACAGGUGCCCACCACCAUGCCUGGAUAAUUUUUGUAUAUUUAGUAGAGACGGGAUUUCACCAUGUUGGUCAGGCUGGUCUCAAACUCCUGACCUCAGGUGAUCCACCCACCUUGGCCUCCCAAAGUGCUGGGAUUACAGGGGUGAGCCACCAUGCCUGACCUUACUGUUGUUUUAUAUCAGAGGAUAUUUCCCCUUUUCUCUGUCAUGCAGUAGGGGAAUGGCUGAUCACCUCAAUCAAAACAGGAAUUGAGCUGUUUAGGGGCUGUACUCUGUUACCUGUGGCUUCAGGUUUCUGGAUGGUAUAUUUAUUGCAGGCUCCUCUCUACUGGUACUUUGUUUCUGGAGCACCUUGAGGCUGCGGGAGACUCAGUCUGCCAUUCCAGCCCAGCCUGUAGCUUCUUGCACUGACCAGCACUCAACAGAUGUCCCAUGGGGAAAACUCACUGUCCACUGGGGCACAUCAAAACCUUCACUGGUUUCUCUUUCCCCUAGAAUAGUCCUCUGUCUGGGCCGAGCCCUUCCUUCACUGUUCUCAAGCUGAGCAAAUGGCCCAGCGAGGUAACAGCCAGCAAUUUUAGCUCACCCAAGGCGAGCUCUUUUCUCUCUGCAAUUUUAGUUUGUUUAGUCCUCCUUCCUUCCACAGGUCUCUGGUGUUUUAAAAAAGAUAAGAGUAUUUAAAAUUUUCUAGUUGUAGCAGUAGUAGUCCAAGCAUAUGAUUUUAUUUUACAUUAAUGAGAGUUAGAAUUAUUAGAUGAAAUAAAAUGAAAAACUUCCUUGGUAUUUUCAUUGAGAAUUUAUCAAAUGUGUAAAUUAAUUUGUGGAAAAUUAAUAUCUUUGCCAUGUAAGUCUACUCAUCAUAAACAUGGCAUGUUGCUUCAAUCUCUUUGUACUUACAUAUUUUAUCAUGUGUAUUUUUUGUUAGGUUUUCCUGUGUUUUAAAGCUUUUUAUUCCUAAGUACUUUCUAGAUUUGUUACUGUGAUCAUAUAGGCAUUUUCUUACUAUAUUUUCUGGUUGGUGACUGCUAAUGUGCCAAAAAGCUAUUCCUUAUUGUUUUGUUUAAAACUGCUACCCUGUUGACUUUUCUUACUGGUUCUCAUGGUUUUUUGUUUUGUUUUGUUUUUGUUUUUUUUUUUCUUAGAAAGAAACAUUUAAUAGGGACUUAAGAACAGAAGCCAUGUCUGUGUCUCAUGCAGUGGCAAGACAAAGUGGUGGAUCCCUGCACCAUUACCCCCAGACCCAGUGCUUCUAGACCGUAGGGAGGGGUGGUUCAGAAGGGAUGUGUAGGACAGUUGAAGUACGGUUACAUCAAGGUUGUUUGACCUAAGGGUAGGAUUUAUGGUAAGUACCUGGUCUGACACAAGGAACAACAGAUGAACUGGAAAUCUUAGAGGCCUUCCCAGAACAGGGGCUAAUCAGAAGCCCACAUGGUAGAUGAACUUCCAAGAUGGAGUCCAGAACAGGGGUUAAUCAGAAGCCCACAUGGUCGAUGAGCUUCCAAGAUGGAGUCCAGAACAGGGGUUAAUCAGAAGCCCACAUGGUAGAUGAACUUCCAAGAUGGAGUCCAGAACAGGGGCUAAUCAGAAGCCCACAUGGUAGAUGAACUUCCAAGAUGGAGUCCAGAACAGGGGUUAAUCAGAAGCCCACAUGGUAGAUGAACUUCCAAGAUGGAGUCCAGAACAGGGGUUAAUCAGAAGCCCACAUGGUCGAUGAGCUUCCAAGAUGGAGUCCAGAACAGGGGUUAAUCAGAAGCCCACAUGGUAGAUUAGCUUCCAAGAUGGAGUCCAGAACAGGGGUUAAUCAGAAGCCCACAUGGUCAAUGAGCUUCCAAGAUGGAGUCCAGAACAGGGGUUAAUCAGAAGCCCACAUGGUCGAUGAGCUUCCAAGAUGGAGUCCAGAACAGGGGUUAAUCAGAAGCCCACAUGGUAGAUUAGCUUCCAAGAUGGAGUCCAGAACAGGGGUUAAUCAGAAGCCCACAUGGUCAAUGAGCUUCCAAGAUGGAGUCCAGAACAGGGGUUAAUCAGAAGCCCACAUGGUCGAUGAGCUUCCAAGAUGGAGUUGCUUUGGCCUUCACACUUCACCUCCCAGUCCAGCUUCUCUAUCUUAUGCGCCCUCCUCUGAACGUUAGGUAGGGUGCCUGAUAUUGCAGAGCUUUAGCAGCAGUGCAGUGGAAAACAGAUUAGGCCAAGGAGGGUUCCAAAUUAAGGAGGUUCACAGGGUUGUUGAAUCAUUUCUAGUCUUCAGAAUACUAUGACUUUGCUUGUCUCAGAUGAAGUAAAACAAUGAGAGAUAUAUAACAAUAAUUUGAAUAAUAGAAAUAGAAUGCACGCAAGGAUUACAAACGAAAGAGAACUUUUGAUUGUGCCGGAACAACAGCAGCAAAUAACCUGUUCCGUUAAUGGGCCGACUAAAAGUAUCAUGAAGAAAAUGAAAACCUGGUUCCUUUUUAGGGACUUCUUGUAGCCAGGAAAUAAUUCAGAGUUAGCCCAAAUUAUAGGCAAAUAAUAAAAACUCAGAACAGCGAUCAGAAUCUAAAAUUUUCUCUCUCUGGUGUCCCUACUUCUACCAAGAAUAAGUCAUAGCAGGACCAACUUAUUUGCAAAUAAAUUUUGAUCUUAUUAUACUUGGCCUGGUUAUUUGCAUAAAGAAUAGCAAGAAUAGUGACCAGCCAUGUAGGCUUCUUUUAAGUUGACUUUGCUGGAGCUUUUUUUUUUUUUUUUCUUUUUUCUUUUUGAGACGGAGUCUUGCUCUGUCGCCCAGGCUGGAGUGCAGUGGUGUGAUCUUGGCUCACUGCAACCUUCGCCUCCCGGGUUCAAACGAUUAUCCUGCCUCAGCCUCCUGAGUAGCUGGGAUUACAGGUGUGUGCCAGCACGCCUGGCUAAUUUUUGUAUUUUUAGUAGACAUAGGGUUUCACCAUGUUGGUCAGGCUGGUCUCAAACUUCUGACCUCAUGAUCUGCCCUCCUCAGCCUCCCAAAGUGCUGGGAUUACAGGCGUAAGCCACCGCUCUCGGCCUUGCUGGAACUUUUUAAAGGAAUUUUGGAUUUGACUUUUUUAAAAGCUUAGAAGGCCAGAAGCCAAGCCAAGGAUUUGCUGCUCAACUGUGCUUGUAACACCUGUAUGAAUUCCUGUCUUCUCGAGAUCCCAAAAUACCAUGAGGUUCCUGAGCCUGUUAGAAAGUGACAUUCUUUACUUGCCACAGAUCAGGAAUCUUUAAGGUGGACAAGGUACCAGGCAAGUCUUUCCAAGGGGCUUUUUAUCAGCUCUAUAAAUCCAACCUAAAUUUCUCAAAGCAGCCUGGUUAUAUCUGAAAAUAUGCCAUUCCAUUUGAGGCCUUGAUAAAAUAACCAGUCUCUCCAAUUGUGUCCUUUUUACAAAAGAAAACAGAUUCUUGCUGAACUUAUGCAAAUAACUCUAUUGCCAUAAAAUCAGAAUACUCAUGAAUAGUUUCCAAAUUUUGGAGAAAUCAGGUAGAGAGAAAGGUAAAUUUUGCUCACAAAACAUACUUUACCCAAUUGCCCUAAGCUAUAAAUAACUCAGAGAGAUUCUUGACUCUUCUUUAAUCAGAGCAGCAGUCUUCCAAACAGGAUGUCAUUUGUUCACCUUGGAACUGCCAUCCACAAAUCAAGCAGCUCUUUGUCAGUCAGGUGAGAGCUGUUUAUCAGGGACUGUCGAAUCCAACAGCUGUUUACACAGUUCCAGAGUCAGUGGAACAGAAGCCAUGUCUGUGUCUCAGGCAGCUGCAAGACAAGAUGGUGGAUCUCCACCAGUUCUCAUUUUAUCUCAGCUGAUUCUCUUAGUUUUUUGUUUGUUUGUUUGUUUGUUUGAGAUGGAGUUUCACUCUUUGUUGCCCAGGCUUGAGUGCAGCGGCACGAUCUCAGCUCACUGCCAACCUCCGCCUCCCGGGUUCAAGUGAUUCUCCUGCCUCAGCCUCCUGAGUAGCUGGGAUACAGGCGCCCACCACCACACCUGGCUGAUUUUUUUGUGUUUUUAGUAGAGGUGGGGUUUCACUGUGUUAGUCAGGAUGGUCUCGAUCUCUUGACCUCAUUAUUUGCCUGCCUCAGCCUCCCAAAGUGCUGGGAUUACAGGUGUGAACCACCGCACCCGGCCGCCAUGUGUUUUUAAAGAAAAUGAUUUUAGUGGUUUACACAAAGUAUAAUAUUUUCUAUAGUUUUAGGGAAGAAACACUUUAUUGUGUCAAGGAAAUUCCUUGUACUUUGCUUUAAAUUCUAAGUUUUGAAAGUGUUGAAAAAUUUUUUUUUUUUGAGGGGGAGUCUCGCUCUUGUUGCCCAGGCUGGAGUGCAAUUGCGUGAUCUCAGCUCACUACAACCUCCACCUCCUGGGUUCAAGUGAUUCUCCUGCCUCAGCCUCCCGUCACCAGGCCCGGUUAAUUUUUUUGUAUUUAGUAGAGACAGGGUUUCACCAUGUUGGUCAGGCUGGUCUCGAACUCCUGACCUCAAAUGAUCUGCCUGCCUCAGCCUCUGAAAGUGCUGGGAUUACAGGUGUGAGCCACUGCGCCUGGCCUCCUAGGUUCUCUUUUUGUGUGUCACCAGUAUUAUGCCUUUACCUCAUUUUUCUCAUAAAUCCUAUGGCUUUUUAUGCAACUUUGCAUGGUGUGAUUUUUUGCAGCAUAUAUGUCCCAUUACAGUAGAACUGUUUAUCAUAAUCUCUUGUGAAAUUUUAAAUCUCUUAAGAGUUUUGGACUGCUUCUUAGUCAUAAAAUUUUCUUUUUAAAUUUUCUUUUAAUCAUGCUGGGUCAAUUCAAAAUUUUAACAGUUAUUUUGUAUUUUACUUUUAUUCUUUUAUUUAUUUAUUUUGAGUUAGAGUCUUGCUCUGUUGCCCAGGCUGGAGUGUAGUGGCACGAUCUCGCUCACUGCAGCUUCCACCUCCUGGGUUCAAGUGAUUCUCCUGCCUCAGCCUCCCGAGUAGUGGGGACUACAGGCAUGCGCCGCCAUACCUGGCUAUUUUUUUUUUUUUUUUUUGAGAUGGAAUCUCGCUCUGUCACCCAGGCUGGAGUGCAGUGGCACGAUCUUGGCUCACUGCAAGCUCCGCCUCCAGGGUUCACGCCAUUCUCCUGCCUCAGCCUCCCGAGUAGCUGGGACUACAGGCGCCUGCCACCACACCCAGCUAAUUUUUUGUAUUUUCUGUAGAGACAGGGUUUCACCAUGUUAGCCAGGAUGGUCUCGAUCUCCUGACCUCAUGAUCCGCCCGCCUUGGCCUCCCAAAGUGCUAGGAUUACAGGUGUGAGCCACUGUGCCCAGACUAAUUUUUGUAUUUUUAGUAGGACAGGGUUUCACUAUGUUGGCCAGGCUGGUCUUGAACUCCUGAUUGCAGGUGAUCCACCCACCUCUGCCUCCCAAAGUGCUGGGAUUACAGGCGUGAACUACCAUGCCUGGCCUGUUUUUAUUCGUAUCAAGCUUAAAGAAAUAGUAAAAGGCUUUAAAUAAAAUAGACAAUAAGCCUCCUGGUCUACCCGCUGCUCCUGGUCUACCCGCUGUCUGCUGUGCACCUUCCCUCUUCCAUCCUGUGUCCCCAGAAGCAGCCACUUUGGGUUCCGUUUCGUCUUCUGCUGUCGACCUCCAGCUUCUAAUAUGGUCACAUCGAAGUGACUUGUUUCAUGUUUCUUCUCCCUCAGAUUUAAAGUAACCAGCUUGAUAAGCACCUCAACGUAAUAAGGGCACAGUAGUGGCUUCAUUUUUCUCAUCACAGCCUCAGGCUUCCUGUCAGCCCUUGCCUAGUGCUCGUCGUGAGGAGAGCUGAUGAUGCUCUGGUCACAGCCUUGUUUGUUAUUGACUCUCAGUUACUUUCAGGUAUGGGAAAGUUCAGUCCACACUCUCACUCCAAGCUCUUGUACCUCCCCUCAUUCUAGCCUGCAGAGGGGAGAUGGAGGAGGCUUGUCUGUAUUCCCACUUCAUUUACUUGUUGCCCUCCGAUGGGGGCUCCUUCUGGGUUGGGGUGGGAAAAUCAGUGGUUAGAGAAAAAGACACAGAGUCUCCUGUUGUGCGGUGGUCAGUACCCAGAGUUAUGACAGGCAUCAGUGGGGCUUGGUUGGAGCCUCUGACAGGGCUCUGCUCUGCAGUUCCAUGGUGUAUGUGAUUCUUUCUCUCACUGCGUGCAGACUCACCCAGAAGUCCACUCACUGCCUCUUCCCCUGGGGUCUCCCUCCCUGCAGGUAGUGCUGCUGAGGAGGAGCCUGCUAAUGAGCUCAAGUGUCGAGUUCGGGAAUCUUCUGGGUGUUCCUUGGGCCCAGGGAAACAGUGCCCUGCCUGAGGGAUUAUUGUCGUUCAAGGAUAUAUCUAUGGAGUUCACCUGGGAUGAAUGGCAGCUACUGGAUUCUACACAGAAGUACCUGUACAGAGAUGUGAUAUUGGAAAACUAUCAUAACCUGAUAUCAGUGGGGUAUCAUGGUACCAAGCCUGACUUAAUCUUCAAGUUGGAACAAGGAGAAGAUCCAUGGAUAAUAAAUGCCAAAAUUUCCAGGCAGAGCUGUCCAGAUGGCUGGGAAGAAUGGUACCAGAACAAUCAAGAUGAGCUUGAGAGUAUUGAAAGAAGCUAUGCUUGUAGUGUGUUGGGAAGACUUAAUCUGAGCAAAACCCAUGAUUCUUCAAGACAGAGACUCUAUAACACACAUGGAAAAAGUUUGACACAAAACUCAGCUCCAAGCAGAAGUUAUUUAAGAAAGAAUCCUGAUAAGUUUCAUGGUUAUGAAGAACCAUAUUUUCUUAAGCAUCAAAGAGCUCAUAGCAUAGAAAAAAACUGUGUGUGUAGUGAAUGUGGGAAAGCUUUUCGUUGUAAGUCACAGCUCAUUGUACAUCUCAGAAUUCAUACAGGAGAGAGACCUUAUGAAUGCAGUAAAUGUGAAAGAGCCUUCAGUGCCAAGUCAAACCUCAAUGCUCAUCAGAGAGUUCAUACAGGAGAAAAACCCUACUCAUGUAGUGAGUGCGAGAAGGUCUUCUCUUUCAGGUCACAGCUCAUUGUCCAUCAGGAAAUUCACACAGGAGGGAAACCCUAUGGCUGCAGUGAAUGUGGGAAAGCCUACAGUUGGAAAUCACAGCUUCUUUUACACCAGAGAAGUCACACAGGAGUGAAACCGUAUGAAUGCAGCGAAUGUGGGAAAGCCUUUAGUUUGAAGUCUCCAUUCGUUGUACACCAGAGAACUCAUACAGGAGUGAAACCCCAUAAAUGCAGUGAAUGUGGGAAAGCCUUUAGGAGUAAGUCCUAUCUCCUUGUUCACAUCCGAAUGCAUACAGGAGAAAAACCCUAUCAAUGCAGUGAUUGUGGGAAAGCCUUCAAUAUGAAGACACAACUCAUUGUACAUCAGGGAGUUCACACAGGAAAUAAUCCUUAUCAAUGCGGUGAAUGUGGGAAAGCCUUUGGUAGGAAGGAACAGCUCACUGCACAUCUGAGAGCUCAUGCAGGAGAGAAGCCCUAUGGAUGCAGUGAAUGUGGGAAGGCUUUCAGCAGCAAGUCAUACCUUGUUAUACAUAGGAGAACACACACCGGAGAGAGACCCUAUGAAUGUAGUUUGUGUGAGAGAGCCUUUUGUGGAAAAUCACAGCUGAUUAUACAUCAGAGAACUCAUUCAACUGAGAAGCCCUAUGAAUGCAAUGAAUGUGAAAAAGCCUACCCUAGGAAGGCAUCACUUCAGAUACACCAGAAAACUCAUUCGGGAGAGAAACCUUUUAAAUGCAGUGAAUGUGGAAAAGCCUUCACUCAGAAGUCAUCUCUCAGUGAACAUCAGAGAGUUCACACCGGAGAGAAACCAUGGAAAUGCUCUGAAUGUGGGAAAUCCUUCUGUUGGAAUUCAGGGCUUCGUAUACAUCGGAAGACUCAUAAAUGAGAAAUCAGAAUGAUGCAAUGUGAGAAACUGAUGUUCAGGAGACUUUGGAUAAUAUAGAUAGGAUUUACAAGCAGGAGGCCCUAAAAUUACACUCAUGUCAAAAAUCAGAGAGGAGAGAGACCAACCAUAUUUGGGAUGAGUGUAAAAGCUUUCAGAAAUAAGUUACAAAUCUUUGUAGAUGAAAAUAAUGGAAGGAAUGUGGAGCAAUAAAUGUAUCAAAUGUUGUAGUAUCAUCAUGAAGAUUCAGAGAAUUUACACUAGGAACACCUUAUAAGUUGAAUAAAUUAAGGAAGCAUUUUCCCAUUGAAAGUGUGUUCCAUGGAAAGUCACAUUCCAGAUUUAAAGCUGUGUUUUUGUAAAAUAAAAUCUUGUUAUGAACAGUUGACUUCAUGGUGGAGUAUAAAGUUUUUUUUUUUAAAAUAUGUAAAUAAUGUUCAGGAAAAACGCAGGGAACAGAUUCUUAAAGUUAACGGAUAUUUAAUGUGACUUCCCUGAGUUAACACUGAAUAGUAUUUCUAAAAUUUUUUGUACUUUAUUUUUUAAUGUAACUUGUUCUAUCUAUAUAUAUAUUUGAUAGUUUGUGGAAUAAUAUCCCCCAGUAUUUUCCAUAUUAAAUGCUAAUUAUCUUUUGAUUUCUUUUUCAUAAGCAGAUCUGGCAUUUAUUACAGGGCUGCCGCUUAAGAGAACUCAUUGUAAUGAACGUUUAUUAUAUUUUGCAGUUCCAUGCCUGUUGUCCAUUGAUUGACAUGAGCACCCUUGUUUUCUCUGGAGAAAUACCUCCCCUCUCUGGGGUGCUUCCUGUGGUAGUGUCUUUCAGGUAUCCAUUCCACUAGCUACAGGUGAGCAUUUUACCCAUUGUUGGAUAAUGGUAAUCUCUUUUUCAGAAUUUUGAGUCUGUAAUUCAUUUGUACAUGAACCAGAAAAUGUGGGAACUCAUUCAUUCUUGUCCCAGAAUUCUGUUGAGAAUAUCCAUUCAUUCUGGCUAAUUGAUUACAAGAAUAACUGUGGAUAUGAUCCCUUUAGAACCUGCUUCUCUGAUCUGUGUGUUUCCUCACUUCUCAAUAAAAAUGUCUUUUGCUUUUU